ACGAAUCCAGCCAUGCAUCUCAAUCUGAACUGCUGCACAAGAGUCAGCCUAGCCGGAGGCCUCAGCACGGUCACGUUCGAGCGCACCCCGGUCGCGUCGUGGCGGCAGCGGCGUACCGGGCGUCAGCGUCAGCGCCAUCUGGUGCUGGCCGAGCGGUCAGCUCCGCCGCUGCCGCCGCCGCCGCCGCCGCUAGCGACCAGUCUGGUGCAGCCCGCCAGCCCGAGAGAGCGGUGGAACGUCGGUGCGCUGUGUUUCAGCCGUGCAGAGACGUGACGAAUACGUGAGAGACGCGAUACGUGGACGUGGAUCGAGUAUUGACCGAUUUAGUGUGUGUCGAGGAGUGGCUGGGUCACGGUGCAGCUGCGUCGAAGGCGAUGAUCGGCACAGCUCGGCCGGAAAUUGUCACGUGACCAGCUGCUACCAAGCACCACCAUGAUGAAGUGGAAACACCAGAAGAGCGACUUCAGUGGAGACUCGGACGUCGAGUCGUCGCUAGCCGUGCUGGACCGCGUCCUCUCCGAGUUCGACGACAUCGAGACGGACAGCUUCUUCAGCGGCGACGGCGAGUCGCCGGCGGCGGCCGCCGACGCGCUGGCCGAGCUGGAGGCCGAGGGCGCGGGCCGGCGCACCUCUCCGCCGCCCGUCGACCGGUCGACCAAGCCGCGCUCGGCCAGCGCCGCCGCCACGCCCGCAGCCAGCUGGAGGUCCAGCCGGAGUGAUGCCAACACGGCCCACUCCUCGGCGGGAAACAGGGCGGAGCGAGGAGCUCAGUCGCCCUCCCCGUCACCGCCGGGCAGGACUGGAAGCUCGAGGGUAAACGGACUGGUCAGGAGCUUCGAGAGCUCGAGUCGAGAGAGCUCGCCGCCGCAGACGGCGCUCUUGGUGAGGGCUCAGAGCUCCGUGGCUAAGUCGAGGCCCGGUGAGUCGCGACCGAGACGCUCACAGAGUGAGACAAGGUUUGGGGACUCGGUGGCUGCGCGCCGCUCGCCUCCCAAAGUGGUGCGUCCGAUCGGGCCACCGCCUACCACGCGUCCGCCGCCACCUCCCCCGCCUCCGCCCCCGCCCCCGCCACCACCGAGUCACGAGCUGCCUCCCGCCGCGGAACAGUCACCGAUGUCUGUCAGUCAAAUCCAACCGACAGUCGUAUCAGUCGGUCACACCGAGCGGGCCGGCCGCAGUCGACAGCGAGCCCCGUCCGCCGCCGCCGCACCUCCUCCGCCGCCGGAGCUACCGCCUCUGCCGACCAAAGCAGCGCUGAGACAGAAGUCGUCCCCGCACCUCAACUAUUACCCUCCUGGCGACCCGCGCCGGCGCAGUCUACCUGCCAAGGAGGCGCUAAGCGGAGCGGCGCCAGAGGUCAGCGGGAAUAUCGAUUCUAAAAUCAAACGGCUCUCGCUCAAUUUCGAGCCGCACGGCCCGAUUGUGUUGACUGGUCGCGCUGGUUUGGCGAGAGACGAGCUGGGUAGGCUAGAGCGGGCACUGAACGGUCGGCCUGACCACCGUCCUCAGCCGCAGCUGCUGAGCCCCCGAGGGGACCGCAGCCUGGAGUACAGACAGCCCAACAGACAGGAACUUCUUCGACAAGACGCUAGAGAAGGUCAGAGCGGAUCUCAGACUCCGGUGCAAAACCAUCCCGAGCAGAGAGCAGGGGAGAGGCUUCACGGCGCGCAUGACACGACAGGUCAAGAACAAAGCGAGGCGACUUACCACACGGUGGAGGCGAGGCUGGAGCAGCAGCCGUCCCGCCCUCCGGAGCCCGGCAGGGACGUGAGCUACACACAACACACAGCUGCACCACCUGAAGAUAAGGAGCGCACGCCUUCCCCAGUAGAGACGAUUCGCUCAGCGGGUCCGACAGUCCGGCCGGCGCAGGAGACGGCCGCGCCGGGUGGCUCACUGCCACUCCGCCGGCCCGCCGGCACCCUGACCGAGGGGUCAGCCCGCGCGGGUCCGCGACCCGUGCGAGGGUCACCCCCGGCCGCCCCCGUCACCGAGGCAACCCCAGCCAGUGAGGAGCAGAAGCCAUCUCUGCCGGCUAAGCAGCACUCAGCGAGGAACAGAGAUGAGAGGAGACCGCCAGCUCGUCGGAAGAGGGACCGGAGACGGAACCCUGACGAGCCGCCUCCGCCGCCGGAGGAGGCCCAGAAGCAGAUCUCCCUGCUCCUCAACCGCGGGCCCGACACACCGACCAGUACCCUGAACGGCUCCGUAUCGACCAUGCGGAGCACGGCCUCGACAGCGGCCACUGAGACGGGCACGGGUCAGCGUGGAACCGGCUCCCGGCCGCUGCGGCAGGCCAGUGUGGAGAGUCGUCUCCGCCCGAGCCGACCGGCGCCCUCCCCGCCGAUCCAGCGCCAGGCCUCCGCACCCAGCGGCUCCCUCAGCUCGCGGCACAGCGACGCCAGCGCCACCGCCGGCGGCCGCGGCAGUCACAGCUUCCGCGCGGCGCCGACAGGCAGCGAGGAGCGCCGCGGUCGCGGUCUGCGCCGGAGCGACGAGCCGCCGACGCCGACGCGGUCCGUCGCUGCCGAUGACCGCGUGCUGGAGAGAGGAGAAGACGGCGCCACGGUUGGAGAGGUGACGUUUGAACUGGAUGGCGGUGGACGAACCUUCAACUAUGUCUCAUACCGAGAUGGAGGCGACGGCAGCGGCCCGGCCAUGGGUCCCAUGUCCCUGCCUGGCUCACUGGCGAUGGAGCAGCCCGACUCCCCGCCCACAAACAGCUACCCCAAGAAGAUGCCGCUCUUCUCCCCCAUCGUCAAGGACCGGCUGAACGAUAACACCAACAUGUACAUCCCGGCGCCGCCGUCACCCCGCCCGGACUACUAUGACUCCGAGCUCUCCGAGACGGACUCGCUGGCUCGCGAGGGCUCCGACACAGAGGCGCUGUUUGGGCUGCAGGAAAAGCAGAAGGUUGGAAAGAAGAAGACCUCUGGUGGUAGAUUCGGAGCGACCAAAACCUCGCCACCGAUGCAUCGGAAGAACAAGGUUAAAGAGAGUAAGGAGCGACAUCAAAAGAAGAAAACGCCAGAGAAGGACGCACCGGCGGCUGAAACGAAGACGGACUCGAAGGGGCGUGGCAAGACCAGCGUGGCGACCACGCCCACUCGGGAGGUGACAGUGACACACCUGUCUCCACAGCAGGAGACACCUCCUUCGGUCCGUCAGACGGCAGCGGCAGGGAAGCAGCCGCCCACCCCGCAGAAAUCCACCUCCCUGCUCAAACGGCCGUCACUCACCAAACAGCUUUCGUCGCCCAAAAAGACGCCAGCCCCGAAACCGGCACCCGCUCCGAAGCAGCCGGCAGCGCGGGUUUCGUCCAAGGUGUCGCCAGCGCCGAAACAGCCCAGCUCGUCGAAGGAGGCACUAGCUGCAAAGCAGUCAACCUCAGUAAAGCAGGGAGCACCUGUGUCCCAAGCACCCUCCUCACGCAAGAGCUCGGCCAUAUCAAUCAAGCAGUCCGCACGAAGAACUUCCUCCCCGAAACAGCCGCCGUCCCCGGUCCAUCCUCCCGCUGAGGAAGAGUCAGUCCUUCCCACACCUCCUCCCUCUCCUCCCUCCCCUCCGGCACAGUCGGCACCUCCUCCUCCCUCCGAGACAGCCAUUUCUCCUCCGCACACCGCUGGUCCCUCAUCCCCUCCCGCUGAGGAAACAGCAGCAUCGUCUACCAAGCCAGCCAUGACACCUCUUCAGGCAAUGAUUGAAGACUUCCACAGGAACCUUCCACCUCCCCCGGCCUUUGACGACGCCGACGCCCUGAAUGUGUCGAUGGAUGAGCCACCGUCGCUAGCUGAGGAGGUAGAAAUGGAGCCCGAUGACUCCUACUACUCUGAUGACUCACUUGACUAUCAGGACGGGCGCUCCAAGGGCGCAGCCAAGCGCCGAAGACGACGAAAGAGUGAUUGGUCGACUACCACCAGCUUCGACUUUGUACAUCGAAAGGAGGCUCGUAAACGGAUCCCGGAGAAGCUAACUAAUCGGGAUGAGGGUAUCAGCUCACUGGAGAGCCAUAACUCGGCUAGUGAUGAAAAUGAGGGAUCUAGAAAGAGGCGCCAGGCGGGUCUCAUCGCCGCAGUCGCUGCUGAGCAGACCCCGACUGACUCCAAGCCAGCCCGCCAGGACAGCGGCAAACAGAGGAACAAGUUCGACUCGAUCCGUAAACUGCUGAAGGAAGGCCGACUGGAGGGUCUGGAGACGCCGCCGCCGGACUUCGUGCCACCUCCGCCGCCGGCUGUGGCCAAGAGUGCGCGCCGGCAGCCGGGCCGGCCGGCGGCGGACGCUACCGCUGGCUCCUCCGAGCAGACACCAGAGCAGGAGACGCCGGUCCGACUGAGGCCGCGAGACAGCUCGGCCGGCUCAGGAGGCUCCGGUCAGAGGCCACGCUCGCACAGUCAGCCUGCAUCAUCACUGGUGGAUGCCGCCGCCAGUCGGGAGCGCAGCUCUCAGUCUCCCCAUGAGGUGCGCACGUCACAGUCCUUCCUGCACCAGAAGGGACCUUCGUCGCUGUUUGUCGACUACCGUCGGCCGAGCGGCGGCGGCACCACGAGCAGCGGCGGGGGUCCGCCGUCAGGCCGACGCCGGCCGGCUCCGCGGCCUGACCCGGCUCUCCGGCUCCGAGCUGACUCCCCACUGCGCCGUAACCGGCCGGUGCGACCCGCAGAGGGGGUCCAGGUGAACCCGCUGACGCACGCGCGGCCCGGACCGCCGCUGUCUCCGCUGGCCACCUUCCACAGCGCCGAGAGUCUGCACAGCUCUCUGCCGCCGGUGCUGCGCGCGUCUGGAGGGAAGGGAGCCAACCGCGGCCACCUGACGCUGCCCGGGGAGAGGGGCCUCGAGCGCAGGGACGUCCGGAGGGCCGACAGCCUGGCCGUCAGCAAAAAGGAAAAAGAUGGCGACUCCAAGUUCAAAUUCAGCAUCUUCAAGGGUUUCUGGCGCCGGAAGCAGUACUCUCUGGAGCAAGUGUAGCCGCUGUUCCGGCGGCCCGCCCAUAGCGAGCAGCCGUCCCUCUGUAUACCCUCCCCUUCAUGUGCAUUGUGCAAUUAACAUGAUGGCUUCAAUAUACCCAGUGAUAUGACUGGCGACCCGUAUGAUGAAAUAUGGCGCGAGGUGGGAAUUGGAUGAAUGUAGUUUGGGUAAACGUGUGCAUAUCCAGAUGUAUAAAAGGCCCUGUGCUAUGUCAGAGCUCAUGUGGGCGUUAGGGCCGCGUUAUAUUAUUGUAUUCGUAUAUACAAGUGAAUGCGUCGUAUACAUUGUAAAUAAACGACCUUAUUGACGAAU
Messenger RNA from Amphibalanus amphitrite, 5277 nucleotides. Its product is annotated as serine/arginine repetitive matrix protein 2-like. Bases 433 to 4965 code for a protein of 1510 amino acids. The transcript has 5 exons. The record is from RefSeq and is a predicted model, not a curated record. NCBI's taxonomy places the organism in Eukaryota, Metazoa, Arthropoda, Thecostraca, Balanomorpha, Balanidae.